AUGCCAAUGCUGCAGUUAUUAUGUCUUUCUGGAAAUAUUCUAAAUUUGCUCAUCUAUCGAUUACCUUACUUUCAAGGCAGUACAUCAGUUCAUUUCCUGAAAGUAAAAGCUUACGCUAAUUUGGUGUUCGUUGAAUCCAGAGUUCUUGAGGUGAUACAUGCGUGGAAUGUGCAUGCUGAUCCUGCAUUUGAAACAUUUUAUUGGUACACGAAACCAUAUGUCAUUACAAUGGCUAGCAUAAGCGGUACAGUAUCCACAUGGAUGACAUUAGUGAUAACAAUUGAAACGGUGCUCUGUGUAUUAUUACCAUUUUAUUUUCGUCAAAUUUGCACAAAACGAUUAAGUUUGAUAAUACUAUUUUGCUUCGUGCUAUGCAGCAUUUUCCUGCAUAUACCAUUUAUAUUCAGUCAAACAGUUAUCAGCAGCCCGAUAUUAAAGGAAUUGGAAAAUCGACAAUAUAAUAAUAGGGAACCAUUUUAUGAGUAUAUACAAAAAACAUAUUAUUGGUUGCAAAUAACACUAUCUAUUCUUAUCCCAAAUAUUGCUAUGCUGAUAUGCUCUAUAUUAAUCGUCGCGCAAUUUAGUUUCAAGAAUCACAACGAAUCAUUUAGUCAACGACGAAAAUGUGUGAUUAGGAUGACAGUUGCGACAACACUGUCACAUCUUUUACUGGAAGGACCGGCACUAUUAACAUUUGCUGCUGUUGCAAGAAAAGGUGCGAAUAGUUCAGAUCAUGGCAAUAAUAUUUGUAUAUUAGCACAUGGUAAUAAUUUACUAUCAGUAAUUAAUGCUGCAACGCCAUUUUUUGUGUUUCUUGCAUUUAACGAGCAAUUUCGUCGUAUGUCAUUAGUAUUCAUACAAGUUCACUUCAUACCACGACGAUUUAUGAAGAAAACAUCGGUGCCAUCGCAUAAGCUACAUGGUAUUAGUUCAUCCGUAAAACUGAUCAAUAAUGCCAGUUCAUUUCCAAGCAAUUAUACACAUUUGUAA
Messenger RNA from Brugia pahangi, 990 nucleotides. The record is from the annotation of a GenBank genome assembly. NCBI's taxonomy places the organism in Eukaryota, Metazoa, Nematoda, Chromadorea, Rhabditida, Onchocercidae.